Molecule: messenger RNA, 1638 nt
Organism: Diaporthe batatas
Lineage: Eukaryota; Fungi; Ascomycota; Sordariomycetes; Diaporthales; Diaporthaceae
Exons: 2
Coding region: 1-1638 (545 amino acids)
Source: RefSeq, a predicted model, not a curated record
AUGGGAACAGAUCGCAUGCGCCACUUUUUCUUCGAUCCUUCAAUACCGCAUGGUUUCCUCCAGAGUACGAAUUUGCCGCGUGACAACUUGACCGCGUUCGAGCUCCCAAGAAGCAGGGUCAAGAUUGUGAUUAUUGGAGGAGGGCCGACGGGACUCUCAGCAGCGAUCAAUCUGGCCGAGCAAGUCAGAUGCCGGGAGCUCGUGCACAUCCACGUCUACGAAAAGCGUUGGAUGAAACAAAGAUUCGGGAAACUCCACUUCACGGUGUACCCUGAAGACGAGCGUCGUCGCGAUCAGGUCGUUACCAUCCAGGACCACGUCAAAAAUAUGUUUUCAAGAGAGACAAUCAAAUCUCUGGAUUAUGGACUUGAAAAGCGGGGAGCGGAGCGCGUAUGGCCUGAAUCAUCCAAUCUCCAAAUCAGCAAGGUCGAAGAUGCUCUACUCAAGCGUGCUCAAGACUCGAUAUUUGACGGCAUGAUUUACCUGCACGGUGCCGAGAUCAAAGACGAAGAAACUUUGUUGAAAGCGGCAGGGGGUGAUUUUCAUCUGUUACUUGCCGCAGACGGCGCCAACUCCUGGGUUCGGAAGCGCUACUUCUCAGCAGAGGAAGAGCAGUGUGGGACGAGCUUCGCACUGGGCGUUGCUCUUGACCGUGGCGAUAAAGGCCUACCUCAUCCACAGGCUCUGAAUAUCUUCCUCACCCUGAUCCAGACCAGAUUCUUACUUAAUGCGAGUGAUCGCGACAGUACAGGCUACUUGAAUGUGCUACUCACGCAGCAGGAGUAUGAUCAGUGUGUCUCAGUAGACGGCUCACCAGCCGACUUCAGAUCACCAGCUUGCAUCCUUCACAACGGUACUGAGCCUCCUGGGUUUACAAAGCAGCAGGUCUUUGCUCCAUACCAUCAGAAAUCCCAAUUGUGGAAAACAAUCAAAAAUGGGCUACAGCUCUACGGCUUCGUGGAAGAGGACGUCAAGAGCAUUGCAAGGAUUCCCAUCAACCUCAUCGGCGUGAAGUCUUGUACUAGAAAGGUCUUUCUCGACCGGCGAAAUGUAAAGGCUGGCCAUCCACACUUUCUAGCAUCACUAGCAGGCGAUGCUGCAUUGACCCACCACUUUUGGCCAGGACGAGGCAUGAACAGUGGGAUCAAAUCAGCAAUCGCCUGGUCCAACCAGAUUUCGGAUAUUAUCAUGGAGGGAAACAAGGAUCUGGUUGGCCUUCGGACACGCGCCUUGAGGCCGUAUGAACACUUCAUGAGAAAGCUAAGGGAAAGAGAGCAUACCCAUAGGAGCCUUGUCAUCCUGAAUACCUCCGGGUCCUCCGAGCGGAUGGAAGACAAGCUCAGACAGGCGGAGAAGUUACAAGAGCAUGCGUGCCAGGUCGAUCCAGUCCUUUGGAACAGAGUGCUCGAAUUCGCAGAUCGUCUUGAAGGGCGUGGCAAGCCACGCUGGCACCACGAGAAAAUCAAGGGCUUGAAGUGGAAGGUCUUUGAGAUUUUGAGCGGCCUGAGCAUAGAGACCAAGGCCCAAAUGAAACACUCUGGUCCUUGGCCGACGGAGAAGAUGAGCGCGGCCGAGGCCAACGACUUCAGGCGAAGCGGACACAUCACAGCCCCCUUCAACCAAGCCGGCCAGGCCUGA